AUGCAGCAACUGGCUUACCAGUACGCCGCCAAGGGGGCAUGCCUUGCCCUGGUAGCAAGGAGGGGGCAUACCUUGCCCUGCAGACAGCAAGGAUCUUUGCAUUUGAUAGGCCUUGAUAUCAACCUCUCAAGUUUAUAUUCCCUGGUGUGUAGGUGCAUCACUCUGAUGCCGAUGAAGGGUGAGAUCUUGGUCGACACUAUGGAGAAGACCCUGAAGCCUGGUGUGUUCCUCAAAUCGGGACUGAUAGAAACCGAAGGGCCACACGAAGCUGUCAAAGGGCACUUGUAG
Messenger RNA from Triticum turgidum subsp. durum (durum wheat), 288 nucleotides. The record is from the annotation of a GenBank genome assembly. Lineage: Eukaryota; Viridiplantae; Streptophyta; Magnoliopsida; Poales; Poaceae.